Melozone crissalis (California towhee) is the source of this 3238-nucleotide messenger RNA. It is a transcript of the gene FBXO4, whose product is annotated as F-box protein 4. Gene Ontology annotation, molecular function: protein binding. The transcript has 7 exons. The record is from RefSeq and is a predicted model, not a curated record. Lineage: Eukaryota; Metazoa; Chordata; Aves; Passeriformes; Passerellidae. Gene Ontology annotation, biological process: protein polyubiquitination; SCF-dependent proteasomal ubiquitin-dependent protein catabolic process. The coding region runs from base 100 to 1056 and encodes 318 amino acids. Gene Ontology annotation, cellular component: SCF ubiquitin ligase complex.
GUCUAACAGUGACCCGGGCAGCAGAUCACAGAGCAUAUCGCUGGAUUUCCAAGAAACGGGGAGAAACAUGUUAACAAAAUCGACGUGCAGCUGAACAUCAUGUCCUUCCUCUCGCCCCAAGAUUUGUGCCGUUUGGGAAGCACGAGUUGUUACUGGAGGGCAGCUGUGCAAGACCCGUUGUUAUGGAGGUAUUUUCUCCUGCGGGAUCUUCCCUCUUGGACAUCUGUUGAUUGGAAAUCACUUCCAGAUGAGGAAAUUUUUAAUAAAGCCUUUUCAGAGGUCAGCGACAAUGAACUGUAUGAUUACAUGGCAGUAUAUAAAAGGAGCUGUCCUGAGGGUAGAAGAAGUUUGAAAUCGAUCCGUCCCCGGUAUGGGACUGUGACUUCCUUUUUGCAAUCACUGGUCACUCAGGCAGAACCUCGCUUUGCUAUGUUUGGGCCAGGUUUGGAAGAGCUGGACAACUCUUUAGUACAAAAGAUGAUGACAUGCCCAGAAAUUCUGCUGGUAGCUGGCCUACCUCAGAGACAAAUUCAUGGAAUUGGAUCAGGAGUCAGUUUUCAGUUUAACAACAAUCAAAAAUUCAAUAUUGUGACAUUGUAUUCCACCACGAGUGUGGAAAGGAGGAGAGCAAGGGAGGAGCAAGCUGUUGCUGUGAAUAAGAUGUUUUACCAAGAGAACAGCACAGUAGGGAACCAGCAAGCCAUGCACUACAGUGUAAUAGCUCAAGUGAGGAAGGUGUGCGAAGUAGUUGAUGGAUUCAUUUAUGUUGCUAAUGCAGAAGCUCAUAGAGCACAUGAUCGUCAGGAGGAGCUGGCUCGUAUUUCGGCAAUGAUUGAUCCAGCCCUCGGGCCUCCGAACAGACCUCUGCUGGUUUUGUCCUGUGUGUCUGACAUCGGUGUGGAAAGAAUUCCGUGUGUUUACGUGGCACAUCAGUUGCAACUUAAUCUGCUGCAUCAGCCCUGGAUGAUGCAGGACACUGUAGCUGCAACUUUAGAUGGACUGCUAAAUGGAAUUGAGUGGCUCUUGGAAGAAGCAAAUUGUAAAAGUGCCCAGUAGUAGGAUUAGGCUUUGUUGCCCUGUAUAAACCUUUUGAUGUUUUCCCUUUCGGUUAAAGUAAGAAUCUUGUCCUUCCUGCCAGAGUACUGUCAGAAGGGAAAACUAAUAAGGCAGACCUGUAUAUAUUUCACUGCACAUACUUAAAUCCUUAACAUUUUUCCAAAAUUAGAAGUACAAGUAGGAUUGCCUCGAUUCUAGAUGCAACGAAGAAGUGAUUUGAAGGGACAAUCUUGAGUGUUUUAUUGUUUUUCUCUCCUUUCAACCAGAAGCCUUAAGAGUACAAUCUUUUCCAAUAUAUCUGAUGGUCUAAUAUCUUCUAUAAAUAAAUAUGUAACACUACAUUAGUUUAUCAGUACAGCCCUAUCACACAUUUAGUAAAUAUAUUCAAUGGAGAUCUUUACAGUGAUACUUCCUGACCGAAGAAAACAUACUGCAGGUUGUACAGUAGGAGGUUGACAGAAAGACAGUAACUCUUGAAUUUAGAAAAGUGAGUUCCCCUGAAUUUUUCUAGAAAAAAUGCCUAGACAAAAAAUAGUGGGGGGAAUUUUCAGCCCAGACCAAAUUUCUUAGAAGCAAACAAACACUGUUGCAUAUGAAUUGUUGUUUCUUUGUCGUGAUCUUACUUAAACCAACCACAAUAGACUUCAGCAUCUUUUUCUUUCUGUUACACUGAAAACAUUACCUUGAACUGGAUAUUCCUCUGAUUCCAUGAACAAAUGUUAAACAGGAUCAUUUGGGACUUUUUUGCAUACACAGACUAUCAAGUUUCCCAAAUAGUUGUGGCCAUUUGCAGAUAUGAAUUAUACCUGUCUUGAAAUUUUCUAUGCAUUUGCAAAUAGUUUUAUGAAAAGCAAAGCAACAUUUUAAAGCUGGAAAUUGUGUUUUCCAUAUAGAUGUCUUUCAGGAUAAUCAUCAUCUUCCACCUUUUCAUGUUUUUACUAUUGGGUGAAUGUUCAGAAACUUCACUUGGAUUUCUUGCAGAGCAUUUAUUUGCUUUAUUCUGGGCUUUUUGUUUUAUUUUGUCCUAUCAUCAUGGAAAUUCAAGUGUCUCAUAGCUUUUUCUUGGAACCCUAGAUAAAUGAUUACAUAACACACAUACAGCUGUAACUGCCCUCAGUCUGGGAUACUUGAGUGAUGAUCAACACAACCAUGUCAGAAACAUUCUGUUUGAGAUGAUGUUUGGGAUUUUUUAAUGAACUAGAAAGUAUCUCCUUUUUUUUCAUCUUUAUGCAAAAUUAAUCCAUUUUCCCAGAUUUUUUGGUGUCUCCUAAUCAGGGACACAUGAGAGUUUAAAAGAAAAUCCAAAGGAACAUUACAAUGAAAAUUCUGUGGUUUAUACUUUUUUUUUUUUAAUAGUGUAUGUGUUUUGCCCUUUGAAACAGAGCAGACCCAACAGAUUUAAGUGUUUGGAGUAAAAUUCCAUGCUUUGUGACUGGGUGUAUGAGAUUUUCCUCCUAAUCACAUUAAUUUCAUAGUGGUCUGUUUGUAUGGGAUUGAAUGGAGCAACCUGAUUCUGUGUUUGCAACUACAAAUAUGCAGGGGUUAUGGAAGAUCCUCUUUCUACUUUCUUCAUCAGGAAUAAAUACUUUUUUAAAGAAUGAUAUUUAGAGUCUUCCUGUGUGAGUUAAUCCCCUUACAGGUGUGUCAUCUAUAGUUAUUAAUAAACAAGGUUAUUGUAUGUUACCAGUUUAAUUAAGAUAACUCACUGUCAUUUCAAAGGAUUAGGAUAAUGUAGAGUAUGUAGUUUUUCUGAAAGAUCUGUUAGAUUAACUUAAAGCUAGAAUACCUAUCAGAAUUACAGGUUUUAAGGGUGUAGUCUAGAAAACACAGUGGGCAUGAGAAGUCUGUACAGUCACAGAGCUCCAUGAUUAAAUGCUGUGGUGGAUCAGCAAGGCAAGGAAGAUGAGCAUGGACACUGUCCAAAGGAGCAGCUGGGGUGCACAGAGAUAGGCUGUGGAAGAGGCAACCAGCUUGUUGAGCAUAUACAGCAAAUAGUUGAAGAGAUGCACUGCCUUUUACAUUUGACAAUUUCUCCUAUUUCAGUUCCUGAGUCUGCUGAAUUUAGAAGCAUAGAAAUCAUUUAAGCUUGGGACUGCCAUUUUUAGAAAGUCAAAAAUAGUUGGAUAUGGAAUAUUAGAACAUGACUUAAGUGUAUCUCAAAACUUUGUAAUGUAAAAAGAAA